Messenger RNA from Trichomonas vaginalis G3, 717 nucleotides. Its product is annotated as bromodomain family. The record is from RefSeq and is a predicted model, not a curated record. The coding region runs from base 1 to 717 and encodes 238 amino acids. The transcript has a single exon. NCBI's taxonomy places the organism in Eukaryota, Parabasalia, Trichomonadida, Trichomonadidae. Gene Ontology annotation, molecular function: protein binding.
AUGAAUCAAGUUCAAUUAGAUUUGUGUCAGAAAAUCCUUAACAAACUGAAAAGCCGUCCAAUUUCAGCUUUGUUUGUUGGAUCUGCUGAGUACCCGAUCGAGCCAAAUAUGGAACAUCCAACAAAUUUAAGAUUCAUCGAAGAGAAAUUGCAGCGCGUCUUAUAUCCGAAUUGCAGUGCAUUUAUUGACGAAACAAAAGCAUUUUUAAACUCAUUUAUUACUCAUGAAACAGGAGAUCCUGCAUUACGUUUUGCAGCACAACAAUUAUUACUCGAUUUCGAAAGCGAACUUGAAAUUAACAAUCCUCUUAAGAAAGGACUCGCAUUAAGACUUGGAAUAGUUGCUUCAGAAUUUAAUGAAUACUUCAAAAAUAAUUACUCAAUUCAAAAUGAAGAUAAGCGCGAGGGCCAACCAGGCUCUUCAAUAUUUUUAACACAAGCAGAGAGUAUAUCUCUAAAAGAACUAAUAAGAGAAAUCAAAUAUUUACGUACUCCAGAUUUAAUUCUUAGAGUAACAUCUUUUAUAUAUAAAAGACAACCAGAAGCUAUUUCUUUAGGCCAAGAGACUACAAUUGAAUUCCAAUUAAUUAAACCAGAAGUUUUAGAAGAAUUGAAGAAAUUUGUUCGUUCUUUAAUCUAUUCUGCUGCUAUUGGAGAGAUUAAUCCUCUUGGAUAUCGUCCAACUAGAAAGAUACCAGUUGUUGUUGAUAAUAUUUAA